GCGCGGCAGGGCCGGAGCGAGACCGGGAGCGGUGACACAGCGGGGACGGAACCGGGGCGGAACCGGGACAGGAGCGGGGCAGAACCGGCACACAGCGGGGACUGACAGAGGCGUCACCGAGCAGCCGCAGCCAUGUCCAUCCUGGCGUACAACGGCGGGGCCGUGCUGGCCAUGCGGGGCCGGGGCUGCGUCGCCAUCGCCGCCGACCGGCGGUUCGGGAUCCAGGCGCAGACCGUGAGCACCGACUGCCAGCGGAUCUUCCCCAUGGGGCAGCGGCUGCUGCUCGGCCUGGCGGGGCUGGCCACGGACGUGCAGAGCGUGGCGCAGCGGCUGAAGUUUCGGCUGAACCUCUACGAGCUGAAGGAGGGGAGGCAGAUCAAGCCCCAGACCUUCAUGAGCAUGGUGUCCAACCUGCUCUACGAGAGGAGGUUCGGGCCGUACUACGCGGAGCCGGUGAUCGCGGGGCUGGACCCGGUCAGCCUGGAGCCGUUCAUCUGCUCGCUGGACCUGAUCGGCUGCCCCAUGGUCACCCAGGACUUCGUGCUCAGCGGCACCUGCUCCGAGCAGAUGUACGGCAUGUGCGAGUCCCUCUGGGAGCCCGACAUGGAGCCCGAGCACCUCUUUGAGACCAUCUCGCAGGCCAUGCUCAACGCCGUGGACAGGGACGCGAUCUCGGGCAUGGGCGUGGUGGUGCACGUCAUAGAGAAGGACAAGAUCACCACCAGGACGCUCAAGGCUCGCAUGGAUUAGCCCAGCCCGGCUCUGGGCCCGCUCGGGAUUUUUGUAAAAUAAAAUAAAAUAAAAUUUAAAAAAUG
Molecule: messenger RNA, 815 nt
Organism: Taeniopygia guttata (zebra finch)
Lineage: Eukaryota; Metazoa; Chordata; Aves; Passeriformes; Estrildidae
Gene: PSMB3
Product: proteasome 20S subunit beta 3
Biological process (GO): proteasome-mediated ubiquitin-dependent protein catabolic process
Cellular component (GO): proteasome core complex, beta-subunit complex; proteasome core complex; cytoplasm
Source: RefSeq, marked provisional